Molecule: messenger RNA, 541 nt
Organism: Symphalangus syndactylus (siamang)
Lineage: Eukaryota; Metazoa; Chordata; Mammalia; Primates; Hylobatidae
Product: X antigen family member 3-like
Source: RefSeq, a predicted model, not a curated record
ACUAGUCUGGGCAACAUAGUGAGACCUCGUCUACAGAAAAAUUAAAACAUUAGCCAAGGUUCACUGGGUGUCUUCUCCUUGGCCCCUUCGCCCACGUGGUGAACACUGUGGACCUGCGAGGGUGUGAGGGUUGCGUUCCUGCGUUCUGGACUCUUUACCCACUACUGAGAAGCAGCUGUGUGAAAUAUGAGUCGGCACGGAAGAUCAGCAUGUAGGCUUAGACCAAGACGGUAUCUGCAGCCUCCUGAGCUAACUGGGCCUGUGCUUGAGCCCAGUGAUGAACAGCCUCAACGAGAGGCACCACCACCUGAAAGUCGGGGUCCCACACCUGGCCAGGAGAGAGAGGAAGAUCACGGUGCCGCUGAGAUUCUUGUGCUUGACCAGGAAGCUGAUCUCCGGGAGCUGUCUCAAAGACUGGGUGAAUGUGGAGAUGGUCCUGGUCCGGGGAAGAUUCUGCCGAAAUCAGAGCAAUUUAAACUGCCAGAAGGAGGUGAAGGGCAACCACAGGUUCCAAGGAAGACAAGCUGAAACAAUGCAAACU